CUUAUCGCUCGACUGGAAACCUUUUACGGCAUAAGCUGGGAUAAUGAAGGUACUCAACUAUGCGCCUUCAGCUUGGAAGGAAAGCAAUGGAUUCUCAAAAUUUCAGAUUCUGGCAUAUCGAUUAAUAAAAACCAGUACGGAACGCUUGAGGAAAAAUAUAGAAGAUCAGUUAAAGACGCGUUCCGGAAGGUGGUGGCCGACGAAAAAGAUUCCGAAAAUGAAAAUGGGCUUGACGGUAACUGGGAUGGGAUAACGAAUGAAGAUGACACAGAUUUCUGGAGGCCUCACCCCGCUUGUCGUCUCUGGGAUUUACUCGAAUAUGCCGAUUUCGAACAGCAUUUUGAAGAAUCCGAUAACAUUUUCGAACAUCUUGUGAAAACUUGUGAACCGGCAAUACUGAAAG
Molecule: messenger RNA, 403 nt
Organism: Paraglomus occultum
Lineage: Eukaryota; Fungi; Glomeromycota; Glomeromycetes; Paraglomerales; Paraglomeraceae
Source: the annotation of a GenBank genome assembly